AUGAUUCCAUCAGAGAUUAAUUCUUCCAUUUCCUCUACCAUGGAUGGUGCGAGUGGAAUCAAUUUGGAGCUUUCAAAGAAACUGAUACAAUCCUACACGCCUCCAAAUGGAGGAACCACGAAACGAAUUCCUAACGACACAGCGAAAGCAAUCUCGGAGUUGCUUCGGAUAUUUGUAGUGGAGACUCAAGCUCGUGCAUCAGUGGAGGCCGAGUGCGAUGCCGUGGAAGACGCAGCGAAUGGAGGACUUGCAAAUAUUCGAGCAGACCACAUUACAAAGGUUGCAGUGGAACUACUUUUAGAUUUUUCUUGA
This is a messenger RNA of Cylindrotheca closterium, 312 nucleotides long. Lineage: Eukaryota; Bacillariophyta; Bacillariophyceae; Bacillariales; Bacillariaceae. The record is from the annotation of a GenBank genome assembly.